Messenger RNA from Elaeis guineensis (African oil palm), 3162 nucleotides. The record is from RefSeq and is a predicted model, not a curated record. Lineage: Eukaryota; Viridiplantae; Streptophyta; Magnoliopsida; Arecales; Arecaceae.
GGAGUUGGUGGAUUUGUUUUUGGAAAUGAAAAUUCUGCUUCAAAUGAAGAUAGCUAUGUUGAACGCUAUCUCGAUCGUAUAAACAAUGGUGUACUGGUGGAGGAUAGGCGGGCUGCUAUUACCGAACUUCAGUCGCUUGUAGCAGAAAGUCGUUCAGCUCAGAUGGCAUUUGGGGCAACAGGAUUUCCAAUACUUCUAAAUGUUUUAAAGGAAGAACGUGAUGAUGUUGAAAUGGUUCGAGGCGCCCUAGAAACUCUUGUAAGUGCUUUAACUCCUAUAGGUACAACAGAUGGGCUGAAAAAUGAGGUCCAACCAGCAUCUAUGAACUCCGACCUGCUUUCUCGAGAAUCAGAGAGCAUCUCUCUUCUUCUAAGUUUGCUGUCAGAGGAUGACUUCUAUAUCCGGUACUAUACUCUUCAGCUUCUAACUGCCCUUCUUACACAUUCCCCUAAUAGGUUACAGGAAGCGAUUCUUUCCACUCCUCGUGGUAUAACUCGGCUGAUGGAUAUGCUUAUGGAUCGCGAGGUUAUAAGAAACGAAGCCUUAUUACUUCUUACUUAUUUGACUCGUGAGGCUGAGGAAAUCCAAAAAAUCGUAGUUUUUGAGGGUGCAUUUGAGAAGAUAUUUAGCAUUAUUAAAGAGGAAGGAGGUUCCGAUGGUGGUGUCGUAGUUCAGGAUUGUCUUGAAUUGCUGAAUAAUCUCAUUCGCAACAAUGCAUCCAAUCAGAUUUUGCUGAAGGAAACUAUCGGCUUUGAACCUUUAGUAUCAAUACUGAGGCUUCGCAGAGGCAGUGCUUACAAUUUUACUCAACAGAAGACGGUAAAUCUACUCAAUGCAUUGGAAACUGUUGAGUUGCUUCUGACAGGAGGUCCUCCAGGUGAGCUAGGAAAAGAUGCUAAUAGGCUAUCCAGUCAAACUGCAUUAGCACAGAAGAAAAUUUUGGACCAUCUCUUAUUGUUGGGUGUCGAGAGUCAAUGGGCUGCGGUUGCUGUUCGCUGCUUGGCAUUGCGAUGUAUUGGUGAUUUGGUCACAAGAAAUCCUCAUAAUCUUGAUUCUCUUGCAAGUAAAUUAGUUGGAGAAGAGCCUCAUGUUGAACCUGCCUUGAAUGCUAUAUUCCGUAUUGCUUUGCGUGCCUCUACUAUACAGGAAUUUCUAGCAGCCGAUUAUGUCUUCAAGCGCUUUUGUGAGAAAAAUACUGAUGGCCAAGCAAUGUUAGCAUCAACAUUGACUCCUCCACCAAAUUCAACAAGCCAUACCAUUCCAGAAGCCAUUGGCAGCAUGACAUUUGGAAGUAUGUUUAUACAAGCUUUGGUAUCAACUGAGGCUAAUGGAGAAUUUGAGACAUGCUCAAGAGCUGCUAGCAUUCUCUCUCAUGUUCUGAAGGACAAUGUCCAGUGCAAGGAACGUGUUUUGCGUAUCGAGCUUGAGGCACCAGUGCCAUCAUUAGGCUCCUCAGAGCCACUCUUGCACCGGAUUGUGAAGUAUUUGGCUCUUGCAGCCUCAACAAAAAGUAAACAUAACAACCAAAGUAGCAUUACUCCAGCUGAAGAUUCAUAUAUCCAGCCACUUAUUCUCCAGUUACUGAUCUCUUGGCUGGAAGAUUGUCCAAAUGCCAUUAGCUGCUUUUUAGAUUCACCAGCACACCUCACAUUUUUGCUUGAACUAGUUUCAAGUCCACAUGCCAGUGUCUAUGUGCAUGGAUUGGCUGCUAUUGUUUUAGGAGAAUGUAUUCUUUACAACAAAUGCAGUGAGAACAACAGGGAUGCCUUUGCUGUGGUUGAUGCUAUAAGUCAAAAGAUUGGUCUCACCUCAUAUUUUUUGAAGUUUGAUGAGUUGCAGAAGAACUUCGUGUCCCUUUCUACAUCUGUCGAGCAUCGUAAGCCUCUUACAAGAUCUAUUACGGCUAGUAUGGCAGAGACCGGAGAGAUUGAGGAUAAUGAAACAAGUCAGAAGCAUGAGCAUCCAAUCCUUGUAGAGAUUUUUGACCCACAGUUUGUUGGUUUCAUUAAAAAGCUUGAAGCAUGUAUUAGAGAAAGCAUCAUGAACAUUUUCAGCCGUACGAAAAACAAGGUCACUGUACUGCCAGCUGAGCUGGAGCAGAAGAGUGGAGAGACUGAUGGAGAUUACAUAAAGCGGCUUAAGUCAUUUGUGGAGAAGCAAUGCAAUGAGAUGCAGGAUCUGCUAGGUCGCAACACUACUUUAGCUGAGGAAUUGGUGAGGUCUGGAAGCAGUGGGACAUUUGAUCCUGCUCAGAAACCAAGCAGUGGUAGAGAGAGACUUCAAUCUGAAACACUUCGUCAGGAUCUUCAGGAAGCAGCACGACGCAUAGAAAUGCUCAAAUCUGAGAAGGCUAAGAUCGAGGCUGAGGCUAGCAAUUACCGAAACUUGGCUUCAAAACUAGAAGCUGAUCUGAAGAGCCUUUCAGAUGCUUAUAACAGUCUAGAACAGGCCAACUUAAGCUUGGAAGCGGAGGUGAAAGCUUUGAGGAAGGCAGGAAACGUGCCAUAUCCGGAUGUGGAAGCAAUAAGGGCCGAGGCAAAGCAGGAAGCCGAGAAGGAGAGUGAAGCUGAACUAAAUGAUCUGCUUGUUUGCCUGGGCCAGGAGCAAAGUAAGGUGGAGAAGCUGAGCUCAAGGUUGAUUGAGUUGGGUGAGGAUGUAGACUCACUCCUUGAAGGGAUAGGGGAUGAUGCAGGGCUGCAGGAUGAAGAUGAUGAUGAAAAUUGAGGUUUUAUAUCCAAAUUUGUUGGAUUAUCUCUAGUCCUGCCCAUUGCAUUUGAUUGCGAUGAUCACUGAAUCCCUGGCUUGGAGAUGCUUUGGGGUGUUUCAAUUGUACAGUGUACAAUAGAUAACAGCCAUAAGUAUGUUAAUUCAAGUCAAUGGAGGACUAUAGAACCAAUGUCAGUUUUGAUUUCUUUUCAAAUGUUUUUGGUAGCAUUUCUACUGCUUCUGAUGGGGCAAAUUACCUAGAUUUUGGGGAAUCUAUGAUCUAAGUCUCAUCUUAGGGUGGUGUGGAUUCUCCUUUAGACAAUGGGGAGGGUGCAGACAUUGGUUUCUUGCUGGAUGCUGAGUAUCAAAACUCUGAUUUAAGCUCCAUGCAAAUGGUGUUAGGCAGCUUGUCUGUUUCUUUUAGUAAGUCUAUAUUCGGAAUAUUGUGGGGAAAAA